AUGUCUGAUAAUGAAUCACCCAAGACAGAGGUGACUAACCGACCUGAGGCAAAGGAAAAUGAAGUAAACAACAAUUUAUCGCCUAAGAUUUCAAAUACACCACCAUUACCUCAAGAAGACGACUCCAAAAAGGUUCCUACAAAACCAGUUUAUAAUAAGGCUGAAAGAACUAACAACUACAACAACCGUUAUAAUAACAAUAAUAACUAUAACAAUAAACGAAAUUCGUAUAAUGGUAAUUCUUCUGGCUACAAUAAUAACCGUUCAUCUCAACAGAAAGGAAACAGAUAUAUAAAUGCUAAUGGGCCAUACUAUAAUAAUGGUGUAAACGGUUAUAAUAGAAACCCAAUGAAUUAUGAUCAUCAAAAUGUACCAGUUUCUUCUAAUAAUAUGGGCUGGAAUAAUUAUUAUAUGCAACCAAUGUACUAUGUUCCACAACAAAUGUCCAUGAUGAACGGUGCCAUGUACAUGGAUCCUAAUCAAUAUGUUCCUCAAAGCCAAAACUCAAAUCCUAGAGAAUCAAUGAAUAAAGAUACCUCUCCAUCUAAUGACGGCUCCCCAGAUACCAUGAAAAUAGAAACAGAAAAUGUGGAAAAGCCACGUACAAAGAUUGAAAUCACUACAAAGACAGGUGAAUUACUAAAUCUGAAAAAGAUCCACGAAGGAAACUCCCACCAAGAUGAGAAUGAUGAUAAUAAUAAUACUCCUACUCCUACUCCUACUCCUACUACUACUAAUAAUCAUAAGGAUGCUGUAAAUUCAAAAGAUGACACUCAUACUGUCGCUGAGAACAAAGAAGGGAAUCCUGAUGUAACCAGCCAAAAAGAAACCGUUAGAGACAAAGAGACCGAAGCUGAGAAGAAUAAGAAAAUGUUCUUGGAACAAGUCAGACUACGUAAACUUGCCUUGGAUGCCAAAAACAAAGUACCAAAUACUACUGCAGCCCAAAAAGAAGUCGAAACUGUUCUAAAGACAGAGAUUAAAGAGGCAAUUAAGUCGAACGAUGAAAUCGAAAAUGCCGUCGAAAAAGAUGAAAAAUCUCUAGCGGAAGAAGAGGAAGAAAACAAUUUUGAAAUAUCCAGAGAAACCCAGAAAGAACAAUUGCGUACAACUGAUAAACAUGUUCAAAUUGAAACCCCUUCACCUGGAUCAGAUGUUGAGCAGAACGAAGAAGUAGAGGAAAACACCAAAAAGAAUGAAAUCGUAGGAACUAAAGAAAGUAUAAAUAUUUCUGAAUUAAACAACGAGAGUGUACAUCCUGAUGUCGAUGAUGAUAUCGAAAAAUUGAGUAUCUCCCAAAUGUUACAAAGAUUAAAAGAAAUCCCUGCGAUAGAAGAUGUUUACGAAUUUGCAUAUCCAAAACCAUUCAUACCAUCUGAAAGUCAGUAUAAAAAAGAGCAUAUUAAAUAUACAUAUGGUCCUCUCUUCUUACUACAAUUCAAAGACAGAAUUAAAGUAAAUGUUGAUCCAGAGUGGAUUACAUCAACAAGGUCAAAAAUCGUGAUUCCCGUGGGUAGCGACAAUCGCUUCAAGGGCAGAGAUAAUUCCAGAAGAAACCCUUCAGGGAGAAAUACUGAUGAUAGAAUGAUGAAUUCUCGUGAUUCGUCUAGGAGACAAUCAAAGAGAUUUGAUGACAGAAGAUCUAAUAGGACAACAUAUACUUCCCGCAGAGAUCGCGAAAGGGCUGCUAUGGGUAACAAUAGGGACAACCACCAUCAUCCUCAGCAACCAAAGGAAGAAGUUGCUCCACUAGUCCCAACAGCUAACAGAUGGGUACCAAAAUCUAAACAAAAGAAGACUGAAAGGAAAUUUGCACCAGACGGUGUUACUGAGUUAUUAACACCCGAUGAGGUAGUCAGCAAAAUGAAAUCGUUAUUGAAUAAACUAACAUUAGAAAAAUUUGACACAAUUUCCGCUGAUAUUCUUGAAAUUGGAAAUUUAUCCAAAUGGGAAACAGACAGUGCUACACUACAAAAUGUUAUUACACAAAUAUUCAACAAGGCUACUGAUGAACCAUAUUGGUCAUCUAUGUAUGCUCAGUUAUGCGGUAAACUAGUUAAAGAACUGGACCCUGAAAUCACCGAUGAAAAUCAAAAAGGUAAAUCAGGUCCAAAAUUGAUAUUGCAUUACUUAGUGGAUAUAUGUCAUACAGAAUUUGAAAAGGGUUGGAUUGAUAAAUUGCCAACUAACGAGGAUGGAACCCCAUUAGCACCUGAAAUGAUGUCUGACGAGUACUACGAAAUGGCAACAGCUAAGAGAAGAGGGUUAGGUCUUGUCCGUUUUAUUGGUUUCUUAUAUCGUCUAAAUCUAUUAUCAGGGAAGAUGAUGUUCGAAUGUUUCCGUAGAUUAAUGAAGGAUUUAACUGACAAUCCAUCCGAGGAAGUGUUAGAAUCUGUGAUCGAAUUGUUGAGCACGGUUGGUGAACAAUUUGAAGAUGACUCAUUUAAUGUCGGCAAAGGUACGCUGGAGGGCUCCGUACUAUUAGACAGUCUAUUCAGUUUAAUGACUAGUAUUAUUGAUGGCGACCAAGUUUCCAGUAGAAUUAAAUUCAAAAUGAUAGAUAUCAAGGAACUAAGAGAAAAAAAAAAUUGGAAUAGUGAAAAGAAGAAUGCAGGACCGAAGACUAUUCAGGAAAUCCAUCGCGAGGAGGAGAUUGCCCGUCAAUUGAAAACCUCAAGAGGGCCACCACAGAGACGUGGUACUGGGGGUUCAUACAACAACAAUAGUAAUUACUCCAGACAAAACCACUUCGGUGGCAACAGCCGUAGAAGAGAUGCACCAAGAGAUAGCUUUACUUCGACAAGGACGACAUCUAGCAGAUAUAGCAAGGGAGGAAACAUGUCUAAGGAAGAACCCAAAAGCCAACCUACCCAGACAAACAGAUUUAGCGCAUUAAUGCAUGAUAGUGAAGAUGAUUAA
Molecule: messenger RNA, 2919 nt
Organism: Maudiozyma barnettii
Lineage: Eukaryota; Fungi; Ascomycota; Saccharomycetes; Saccharomycetales; Saccharomycetaceae
Product: translation initiation factor eIF4G
Exons: 1
Coding region: 1-2919 (972 amino acids)
Cellular component (GO): eukaryotic translation initiation factor 4F complex
Molecular function (GO): protein binding; mRNA binding; translation initiation factor activity
Source: RefSeq, a predicted model, not a curated record